Messenger RNA from Corylus avellana, 699 nucleotides. Its product is annotated as PEBP (phosphatidylethanolamine-binding protein) family protein. The record is from RefSeq and is a predicted model, not a curated record. Lineage: Eukaryota; Viridiplantae; Streptophyta; Magnoliopsida; Fagales; Betulaceae.
AGAAGAUGGCAAGCGAUGAGUUCAGGCUGGUAUCACCUGCAAUAAACCACGAAGGAAGGUUGCCUAGGAAGUACACGUGGGAAGGCCAGGGUGCACUGAAGAACCUGUCACCGCCGCUGGAAUGGUACAACGUGCCCGACGGGACGAAGACCUUGGCCCUUGUGGUUCAGGAUAUCGAUGCACCGGACCCUAGUGGCCCAAUCGUGCCGUGGACCAUCUGGGUGGUCGUGAACAUUCCUCCGACGUUGAAGAGGCUGCCUGAGGGGUUCUCCGGGAAGGAAGAGGAAUUGGGUGGUGAAUAUGCUGGGAUUAAAGAAGGGCACACUGACUGGAAAGUCCCAGGGUGGCGUGGGCCCAAGUUGCCCUCCCAUGGCCAUCGCUUCGAGUUCAAACUCUAUGCAUUGGACGAUGAGAUGCACCUUGGUAACAAGGUAACCAAGGAGAAGCUGUUGGAGGCAAUUGAAGGGCAUGUGCUGGGAGAAGCGGUCUUGAUGGCCAUUUUCUAAUAUAUAUCACUUGGAUGCAGUAUCUUUUGACUUAUUUACUCUUCACGUCUUUAUUGUUAAUUCCGUUUUCAGUGUUAAUUUCUUGAAUUUAAGUGUUGAUUUAUAGCUUAUUUAACAUAAAUAUUAUAGCAGAGUGUUUUAACCUUAGUUUUGUAAUGUAUCCCUCAAUAUAAUUUAAAUAUUUGAUGUGUUC